AUGCGUGCAGAGUUGGCAGCGCAACAGUUGUUAAGUGAAGCCGGAAGACAACUUUUCGGCGAAUGCGGAGCUCCAGAAGUGGACCUCCUACGUGUGGAUUCGAGCGGCAUCAUUUUGCUUCGUGUCCACGCAAACCAACACCGACGCCUGCGUGCGGCACUUGCCUUGUGUCCCAAAACUGUGCGAAUGGCGUUGCGCACGGAAUGGGCGACGGGGCCGGGCGGCAAGGACCUGGUGGUGGUGGCGUCGCGCGAGGAGCUGUCGGCGCCCGCGCGCACGGCGCUGCCCGAGCCGGAGCCCGCGCCGGGCCUCAUCCGCGCCGACGGCUCCAUCAACUGGGGCUGCCCCUGCCUCGGCGGCAUGGCCACCGGCCCCUGCGGCGCGCAGUUCCGCGACGCCUUCUCCUGUUUCCACUACAGCGAAGCGGAGCCCAAGGGCAGCGAGUGCUAUGAGAAGUUCAGCGUGAUGCAAGAGUGCAUGGCGCAGUACCCCGAACUGUACGGGAAGGACGACGACGAGGAGGAGGAACGGCUGGAGGCCGGCGCCGGCCAGGAGCCCGCCGCCCCCUCCGCCCCCUCCUCACCAGCCCCCUCCUCACCAGCCCCCUCCGCCGCUGAGAAA
Messenger RNA from Iphiclides podalirius (scarce swallowtail), 621 nucleotides. Lineage: Eukaryota; Metazoa; Arthropoda; Insecta; Lepidoptera; Papilionidae. The record is from the annotation of a GenBank genome assembly.